Molecule: messenger RNA, 1239 nt
Organism: Candida tropicalis MYA-3404
Lineage: Eukaryota; Fungi; Ascomycota; Pichiomycetes; Serinales; Debaryomycetaceae
Gene: CMK1
Product: protein kinase
Exons: 1
Coding region: 1-1239 (412 amino acids)
Biological process (GO): protein phosphorylation; cellular response to oxidative stress
Molecular function (GO): calcium/calmodulin-dependent protein kinase activity; calmodulin binding; ATP binding
Source: RefSeq, a predicted model, not a curated record
AUGACUAGAUUAAAUCUUACACCUUGGGAACAAGAUGGUGAUGCCAAAACCACUCCUAAUAAUACAUCCUAUAUUUUAUCCAAGAAACCUUUAGGAGAUGGUUCAUAUUCAGUGGUUUUUGAAUGUAAGAAUAGUACUACUGGUAGACACUAUGCAGCAAAAAAGUAUAGUAAAAGAUUAAUGUAUGGUAAUGAAACCAUGUUAAAGAAUGAAUUUGAAAUAUUAAAGCAAGUAUCUUUAUCUCAUGUAAAUAUUUUAUCAUUGAUUGAUUAUUUUGAAACUGAAGAUAAUUUAUACUUAAUUACUGAUUUAGCUCGUGGUGGAGAUUUAUGGAAUAAAGUAUCAGCUGAAGGUAGACUUGAUGAAGAUACCGUGAAAAGAAUACUUAAACAAUUGGUUAAAUCUGUGGAAUUUUUACAUUGUCAUAAUAUAGUACAUCAUGAUAUUAAAGCUGAGAAUAUUUUCUUUCUUUCUUCAGAUCACAAGAAUAUAUUAUUAGGUGAUUUUGGAUUAGCUAGAAUAUUGAAUUCAAAUGAAAAAAUGCAUGAUGUUUCAGGUACUUUAAGUUAUAUGGCUCCUGAAAUGUUUGAUCGUGAACAAGGAUAUAGUUUUCCUAUUGAUAUUUGGGCUAUUGGUGUUGUUGCUUAUUUCAUGCUUGGUGGAUAUAUGCCAUUUGAUUGUGAUGAUGAUGAAGAAACUAAAGAUGCCAUUAAAAAUAGAAAAUAUUUAUUUGAACCGGACGAUUAUUGGACUGAUCUUUCAUCUGACGCAAGAGAGUUUAUUUCAUCAUGUUUACAACUCGAUCCAUCUAAAAGACCAAAAGCCGAACAAUUGUUGUAUCAUCCAUUCUUGAAGACAAAAACAAGUAGUUUCUUGAGACUUUCUCAGAAGGAUCACCUUAAGAGAUCAGUUACAAAUUUAUCUGCUUUACAAAGAGAUCAAAUUACAAGUAUAUUUUCUAAUGGUAAUUCUCCAAGUUUACACCAUUCCAAUUCAAUCAGUAGCAGGUUAGAACGCGGGCGUUUUGAAUCCUUAAAUAAAGAUUUUACAUUACAUGGUGCUUAUUGUCUGUCACCAGAAACAGUUUCACUUUUCACUUCCCCAGUUGGUUCAGCUGCUGUUUCAAGAGAAGGAUCAGGCGUCCAUUUGUAUGAUGAACUCCGUAGGUAUGAUGCAUCUCCUCAUAAAAAGGGUUUAUCAUUGAAUGCAUCUCGACAAUCAGCAACAUUCGUGUUGUGA